AUGGUGCUUCUCACCACCCUGAUUCGUUUCCUCGCCGUCGCUGCCGUCGUCGCAGCAGCCCCUCAGCCUUUCAAGGUGGCCUUCGAUGCUGACGAUGUGCAGAGGAUGAAGGACCUCACAAAAGGCACAUUGCUUCCCGAGAAGGCACUGUACAGUGCAACGUCCUCGCAGUUCGGCAUCUCGUACAACAAGCUCGCAGAGAUGAAGUCACUUCUCGAGAAUCUUGAUACCAAUGCGUUACAAGACAAGCUCAACGGCGAGCCCAUGUUUACCUCGGUCAUCGACGGCUACACGAUCCAAUAUGUCCACAAACAAGCAGCCGACCCUUCCAAGGCCAUUCCGAUCAUCCUGAGUCACGGCUGGCCAGGCACGUGGUACGAGUAUUAUCCCGUCAUUGACGCCUUGGUGAAGGGCGACGGCAAGGGAGGACCGACAUUCAACGUCGUAGUCCCUUCUACGCCUGGCUUUGGAUACUCAACCAAUCCGGGCCCCAACUUUACAAACUACGACACGGCCGAGCUCUACCACAAGCUCAUGACUCAGGAGCUUGGCUACAAAAAUUAUGGAGCCGCGGGUGGUGAUUUUGGCGGGGUGACCACCUAUGGUCUCUACAACAAUCAUUCCGAAUGCGCCCUCGCCCAUUUCUGGACGCUUCCCUAUUUCCCUCUCACGUUCGACAUGCUCAAGCAGCAGUACCCCAUUGAAGCGGCGCGCCUCACGUCUUUUGAGGUCAACGGCCAGCAAAUCACCAACGAGUGGUUGCUCAAACAGAUGGGUUACUUCCAAGAGCAAGCCUUCAGGCCGGCUACCAUCGGCUUGGCAUUGCAGGACAAUCCCGUCGGGCAGCUGGCUUGGAUUGGUGAAAAAUAUGUUUCAUGGUCGGAUCCUGCUGCUGGCUCGGCCUCGAUAGGCAGCCAAUUUGACACGCAGCGUAUGGUCGAGUUCAUCGCUAUCUACUAUCUAUCGAAGACGUUCCAGUCAUCCGUCUUUCAGUACACACGCUCGGGAAACGACUUUCUGCUGACAGCCUCGAAGAGCCAGAGCAAGCGGCCCUUUGCACAGUCCGUCUUCAACUACGAGAUUCUUCGCGUUCCCAAAUUCUACACCGAGAGGCUUGGCAAUCUCCAGUACUACAACACACACGGCCACGGAGGGCAUUUUCCAGGCACAGAUCAGCCAAACGCCGUCAUUGCUGAUCUGAGAGAGUCGUUUGCCAAGUUGUACAGGCCUUAG
Messenger RNA from Acaromyces ingoldii, 1233 nucleotides. RefSeq names its product alpha/beta-hydrolase. Gene Ontology annotation, molecular function: epoxide hydrolase activity. NCBI's taxonomy places the organism in Eukaryota, Fungi, Basidiomycota, Exobasidiomycetes, Exobasidiales, Cryptobasidiaceae. The record is from RefSeq and is a predicted model, not a curated record. The coding region runs from base 1 to 1233 and encodes 410 amino acids. The transcript has 5 exons. Gene Ontology annotation, biological process: epoxide metabolic process.